AUGCUGGACCGGGCCUUUGUCCGUGCCCAGUGUACAGCGCGAGUGAGUCGCCGGUCUAUGCUACGGACUAAGGCAGUGUCAUCUUACUCGGGGUCCCACCGCCUAAGCAGUCAUGCCGCUCAAGUUAACCGGCCUGUUCGCGUCGCGAUUGUGGGCUCCGGUCCUGCAGGAUUCUACGCAGCUGCGCGUCUGCUGAGCAAACAGCAGGAUGCGAUGGUUGAUAUGUACGAAAAACUCCCCGUGCCGUUUGGGUUGGCUCGGUAUGGUGUGGCUCCGGAUCAUCCCGAAGUAAAGAAUUGUGAAGAAAAAUUCACAGAGGUCGCAACUUCCCCGCGCUUCAACUUUAUCGGCAACAUUGACCUCGGCAACGACCUGCCUCUCGCUGUACUCAAGCCUCACUACGAUGCCAUCCUCUUUGCAUACGGAGCUUCCAAGGACAAAGAGCUAGGAAUUCCUGGAGAAAAAGCUUUGCGUAGCGUGUACUCGGCCCGAUCCUUUGUUGGCUGGUACAAUGGCCUCCCGGAGCAUCGGGAUCUCCAGCCAGACCUGACCAGUGGCGAGGAUGUCGUUAUUGUUGGGCAGGGUAAUGUAGCACUCGAUGUCGCUAGAAUACUACUUUCCGACGUUGAAGCACUUCGAAGCACUGACAUUACCGACUAUGCUCUGGAGGCGCUCUCGAAGAGCCGAAUCAAGCGCGUGCGAGUCGUUGGUCGCCGAGGACCGCUGCAGGCUUCUUUCACCAUCAAGGAGAUUCGAGAGCUUCUCCAGCUUCCGUCUGUCUCCUUCCAUCCCAUCCCAAAAGAUGUGUUUCCUCCCGAGGACGUCGUCAACGGAUUACCUCGGGCACAGAAGCGACUGAUGCAGCUUCUUGCCAAGGGCUCUGCCAAUGAUCCUCAGACAGCGACCAAAUCGUGGUCGCUAGACUUCCUUCUCUCUCCUGAUUCUCUUCACUGGUCACCUAUGCACCCGUACCGCCUCACACAUGCCAAAUUCUCCCGCAACGAGCUCGACCCCGCGGAUCCUUACAACCCCACCUCCAAGGUCACGCCGAAGUAUUUGUCCAGUGGGAAGCGUGCUAUGGUAAAUCUACCUUCUAGCGUCUUCUUCCGCAGUGUCGGCUACAAGUCGCUUCCUCUGCCUGGACUAGAGGACCUGGGAAUUGAAUUUGAUUCUCAUCGUGGAAUAAUUCCCAAUGACGGGUUCGGUCGGGUUAAGAGCCUGUCAGGCUCCGGCGAAUCCCACAAACUGCCCGACGGCUCUUUGAUAAGCCAUCUACCCGGCCUGUACUGUGCUGGGUGGGUCAAGCGAGGCCCAACCGGUGUCAUUGCGUCCACCAUGACCGAUGCGUUUACCACCGCGGAUAGCCUGAUGAAAGAUCUGGCAGACCACAACGGCUCUGGCUCUCUCCUCAGGGCCCCCGAACAAAGCAGUGGCCUUGGUUGGGAUGGAGUCAAGCCCGAGGCUGCCCGCCUUGGUCUUCGACCGACGUCCUGGCAAGACUGGCAACGUAUUGAUGCUGCCGAACGUGAGCGUGGCCAACGAAAAGGCAAGGUCCGGGAUAAGUUUGGACGUAUAGAGGAAAUGCUUGAGGUGAUCAGUUGA
Penicillium canariense is the source of this 1602-nucleotide messenger RNA. Its product is annotated as NADPH-adrenodoxin reductase. The transcript is spliced from 3 exons. The record is from RefSeq and is a predicted model, not a curated record. Bases 1 to 1602 code for a protein of 533 amino acids. Gene Ontology annotation, cellular component: mitochondrion. Gene Ontology annotation, biological process: ubiquinone biosynthetic process. Lineage: Eukaryota; Fungi; Ascomycota; Eurotiomycetes; Eurotiales; Aspergillaceae.